Molecule: messenger RNA, 1293 nt
Organism: Camelina sativa (false flax)
Lineage: Eukaryota; Viridiplantae; Streptophyta; Magnoliopsida; Brassicales; Brassicaceae
Source: RefSeq, a predicted model, not a curated record
CUUAUUAGUAAGCAAGAAGUGGUAUAUCCUCCGGUUCUGCUUUUCCCCAUUAUUACGUGUCUUCUUAUAAUAUGCACCUUCCAUCUUUAUUUCUUUAUUUAUAUCUAAUAAUUAUAGUAUAAAUAACUUAAGCUUCUCUUCGAAUAUUCGGAGCCCCAACUCCUCUCUUCUCUCUCUCUCUCUUCACGCAUUUCUUGUUCUUGAACCUUUUAUAAAAACCCAUCUCAUCCUUCUCUCUCUCUCUUAUUCAAACUUCUCUCCGAGAAAAAAAAAAUUCGAGUUACGUGUUUCUUUAUACAUUUUGAUAUGGGUUUCUCUAGAGCAAAACGUGUCACCGAUCCACUCGCAGACGAGGUUAGGGCUCGUCUCGUUGGAUGUAGCUUUAGCAGCGGCAGUGAACAUACCGGCGACGGAAUCGAAGAUUACGAAGACGAUGACUCGCCUUGUCUCUCCGAUCUUGUACAAGGCUUUUUGGAAGAUGAAGUUGAGACCGUCGAUGAUGAUGACUCUCGCUGGUGUGAUCAAGAUUCGGGUUCCGACUCGGAUUCUGACUCGGACGGAGCGGAGCUCCCUGACUACGCCGACGAUAUCGCGAAGAUUCUGAGGAACUCACUUAUAGAAGAUUCAUACGGAAGAACGGUGCUGGUUCACGUGGCGAGAGCAAUGGAAGUGUUGUCGUCUCUCGGAUCUCAGCACGAACAGCGUGCCGUUUUGUUGCGUAAGGUCAUGUCUCUUCUCAGAGAGCUUGGCCACAAUGCGGCCAUCUGCAAAACCAAAUGGAAAUCUUCCGGCGGUCUCACCGCCGGUAACCACGAGUUUAUCGACGUCAUGUUUACCACACCUUCAUCAGCCUCGUCUCAGACCGUACGUUACAUCGUCGAUUUAGAUUUCGCGUCGCGGUUCCAAAUCGCCAGGCCAACGGCACAGUACGCGCGUGUGCUUCAAUCGCUUCCGGCGGUUUUCGUGGGAAGAGGAGAGGAGUUGAAGCGGAUCUUGCGGCUCGUAUGUGACGCCGCGAGGAUCUCACUUAGGAGCCGUGGCCUCACGCUUCCACCUUGGAGGAAGAAUCGUUAUAUGCAAACGCGGUGGCUUGGUCCUUACAAACGCACAGCCAACUUAACUCCGUCAUCUUCCGCUCUUAACACCGUCAUGUGUCGUGCCAUCGGUUUCGAUAGUGCCGUCGGUGGCCGUCUAUUAGUGCGAACACGAUAAAAUUAACCCACGUGUCAUUUUUUAACUCGAUUUUUUCCACACAUUCUAGAGAAUAAUAUAUAAUUCCAUUAUUUAGAAUUU